Messenger RNA from Aspergillus affinis, 1185 nucleotides. RefSeq names its product alpha-hydroxy acid oxidase. The record is from RefSeq and is a predicted model, not a curated record. The transcript is spliced from 2 exons. Lineage: Eukaryota; Fungi; Ascomycota; Eurotiomycetes; Eurotiales; Aspergillaceae. Gene Ontology annotation, molecular function: oxidoreductase activity; FMN binding. The coding region runs from base 1 to 1185 and encodes 394 amino acids.
AUGAUGGACGGGAAAUCUAUCACUUCCGAGCCCGUUGCAGUUUCGGAAAUUAAAGCCAUUGCGAAAACAAAACUCCAAGGGCAAGUAUGGGAUUACUAUACCACCGGUGCCGACGAGGAAGAGACCGUGAAACGAAACGAAGAAAUCUACCAGAGACUGCUAAUUAGACCCUUUAUCCUCCGACGUGUCGCCCACGUUGGCACCUCCACCACAGUCUUCGGCAAGCGGUACAACAUUCCCAUCGCCAUAGCUCCAAGUGCCUAUCAGAAGCUUGUUGGAAAUGGUGGCGAGACGGACAUUGCGAGAGCCAGCGUCGCGCUCGGCACAAACUUCACCCUUUCGUCCAACUCGACGGUCUCUAUGGAAGAUGUUAUGGCCGCUCUGCCGCCAAAGUCUGAUCCCGACAGUCCACGCCCGUGGUUUCAGCUGUAUUUUCUCCGGUCCAGAGACAUUACGGCCAAGCUGAUCCGCAGAGCUGAGACGGCAGGCUACGAAGCGCUCGUUCUCACUGUGGACACGCCUAUUCUGGGAAAUCGAUAUCACCAACGGAAGGAGCCUCUCGUGUUGCCGGAAGAGCUCAAGAUGGCAAAUAUUGAGUCCUUUAAGGCGGGUGGUGUUUCCAAGGCAAGCCUGUUAUUGAAUGCAAAGACGGCUGCGGAAUAUAACGCUCUUCUGGCGGAACACUCCGACGUACUAGUAGACGCGGAUCUAGAGUGGCACGAGGUCAUUCCCUGGUUACGAUCUCAGACACAGAUGAAGAUCAUCCUAAAGGGUGUCUUGACGGCCGAAGAUGCGGCGCGAUCGGUUGAGGCGGGGGUUGACGCGAUCGUCGUGUCAAAUCAUGGAGGUCGGCAGCUGGACAGCAUCCCGUCGACCCUGGAGGCGCUCCCGGAAAUUGUCGGCGCGAUUAAGGGUAGGAUUCCGAUUAUAUUUGAUGGUGGCAUUAGCAAAGGGACGGACGUAUUCAAGGCGCUUGCUCUGGGGGCCGACCUGUGCUUGAUAGGUCGCACGGCCCUUUGGGGCCUGGCAUAUGAUGGCCAGAAGGGAGUAGAGACCGUGCUGCAUAUACUUGAAAGAGAACUUUCGAGGGCCAUGGCGCUGGCUGGGGCCAAGUCAGUGCACGAGAUUUCCAGGCUCAUGUUGGGUGUGCCGCGAAGGGAUGGAUUUGGGCUAGCAAGGCUUUAA